CCCACUUCCUCUAUUAUCACAAACUUUAUUAUUAGUACAGUUUUAAUAUGGAUUGGUUACGUUUGCUGUUUUGUGCGGUUUUUCUUACAUUGUGCGAAGCCGGUAACGAAACUGGGAGUACUUUUACUUAUGAAAUGCUGGCGAAAUGCAAAGAGCACAUAUGCAAACACGGCUACAAGUACGAAACAUUCUACAAAAUCGACGCCGAAGACCGUGAACAUGUGAUAUCUGACGCGAGCGUAGCGCUGGAGAUGCACAUAGCCAUCCUGGCGGCUAAUAAUGGGCAUAUUCUACUUUCUACUAAAGCUAAUCCUACUGUGACGGAUCCGGUAUAUGAAAUAGUUGUCGGUGGAGGAGGCAACAAGUUUACGGAGCUGCGAAGAAACUUGAGACGCAACGGAAAAAUCUCGAAGCCGACCGUCGGUAUACUCUCUGCCAUAGAAUUUAGACCAUUCUUCAUCAGAAUCACUACAGAUGGCGCUGUACAAUUUGGCAAAGAAGGUGAUAAGCCUCUCUUGGACUAUUACGACAACAACCCCCUUGCCAUUCGCUACUUCAGCUUCGCUGCUUGGAACGGGGUUGAAGCUAAAUUCUGCUAUGACUGCCCACCAAAGGGGACUAACAGUUCAACUACAAAUUCCGAAGCCGUGGACCCCCUAAUGUCAAACGCAGACAAACUCAAGGCUGCACUUCUUCAAGACCGCGCCCCGCACCUCCCGCCUGCGUCCCCCGUCACAAUAAGGCUUGGCUUUAAGAUUACCAGCCUUAAGUACAGCCCGUUCACUUCCAAAAUGUUUACCGGAGUGGCUAUAGUGGCGAGUUGGGUGGAUGACAGCAUGGCGUGGAAUCCAGAUAAGUUCAACAAUAUCACUAAGUUGACCUUCAGCGACGGACAAAUAUGGCGCCCUACGUUUUUCCUUUUCAAUUCGGAAGACCAAGGAUCCGUAGACAUUGACAAUCCUGGUCCCAUCACAAUGGUGAACAGCGGCGAAGCAACCUACUACUUCCAAACUCAUCUCACCAGUUGGUGCUUUAAUUACGCCAGAACAACUAAUAACUGGCCUCACAACGACUAUCAUUGCUCCAUAGUUAUCGCUCCGUGGGAGCCACAUGAGAAGAUUACCCUCGAGCAAAUCAGUCAUUCGGAUGAGAAGAUGGCUAUUUUUGCAGAAAGCAGCAAAGUCAUCCCCAACGAAUGGAGCAUCGAAUGGAAGCAAGGAGUGGUAGAACCGUCCGCAUGGCACACCAUCUUCACGGCAAAUGACAAUGACACCAAUCAGAGUGACCGGUUUCUGGUCAACAUCGCUUUGAGAAGAAGGGCUACGGCGUUCAAUGUUGUGUUCUAUACACCCUUAAUAGUUCUCGUCUUGUUCGUGCUCAUGUCCUUCUGGAGUGAACCACUGCAGAUGUCCCGCGUGUGGUUCUACGCUGGUUCUACAGUUGUCAUAUGUGUGGGACUGUGCUACGUCGACUACUUGGUGCCAAUACAUACCGUGCCUACUAUACUGGUCCUGUACGUGACUGUAUUGGGUGGUGUUUUGCUAGCGCUAAUGCUGCAGGUUCUUCUGAUGACCUCAACAGCAGACAAACUCUGCCAGACUCACUCAGUGCAAUGGCUGCUCCGUUCCAAGAUGUUUAGGAUAUUGUUCUUCUUGCCUCCUGCUAAGAGCGCUGACAACUACGACAGAAUAAACGAGGCAUACUCCGGCGAAGAAGACGAGGUGACGCCCCCCAGAAACGGAAACAUUCCAGAAAUGGAGACGGAGACGCCAACGCCGACCGAAAGAGACGAGGUCGCUGCGGCGUUGGACUGGUUUCUGUUUCUCGUCUACUCUCUAGUUAUAGCUGUUAUGUUGGCUAUGCAUUUUUAAACGUUUAGAUGAGCAUGACCUUCAAAUUUUAUAGUGUUUUUUUGAUGACCUAAUUAGUAAUUACAAGCUUUUAUUUACUUUCACCUGACCAUUGUCUGUUUGUAAUCAAAUCUUGCAAAUUAAAUUUGAUCCACUUCCCGAUUUCCGAUUAAGCUGAAAAUUUGCAUACAUAUGUAAGUCGGGUGACAAUGUAAUAUUAUUGUACCAUCGAGCUGAUCUGAUGAUGGAGACAAGAGGUGGACAUAGGAACUCUGUGAUAAAACAACGCAACCUAAUUGUGUUUGGGGUUUUUAGAAUUUGCUCGAUGAGUAUUAGUUGCCUGUGGAAAGAAAAGUACAGUCAGCGAUAAAAGCUUGUACCAAAAAUGACAUUUUUGCCAAAAACUUAUUACUAACUGCCGCAAUAAAGAUGGGUCCUCCUCAUAUUUUCA
Messenger RNA from Cydia pomonella (codling moth), 2301 nucleotides. It is a transcript of the gene NtR, whose product is annotated as 5-hydroxytryptamine receptor 3A. Bases 48 to 1871 code for a protein of 607 amino acids. NCBI's taxonomy places the organism in Eukaryota, Metazoa, Arthropoda, Insecta, Lepidoptera, Tortricidae. Gene Ontology annotation, cellular component: neuron projection; membrane; synapse. The record is from RefSeq and is a predicted model, not a curated record. The transcript has 12 exons. Gene Ontology annotation, molecular function: extracellular ligand-gated monoatomic ion channel activity; transmembrane signaling receptor activity; neurotransmitter receptor activity. Gene Ontology annotation, biological process: nervous system process; regulation of membrane potential; chemical synaptic transmission.